CGCGGGUUGCGCGGCGCAGGAGCCGCCGCCAACGGAGGGCCGGGCGCAGCGGCCGCAGCCUGGGCGGGCUCAGGGCCAAGCGGACGGGGGGGGGCCCGGGCCUCUCGGGAGGCCGCGGCCACUCCCCUCCCCCCCGGACCGGCGCGGCGGGGGAGGCGGAGGAUGGAAACACCCUUCUACGGCGAUGAGGCGCUAAGCGGCCUGGGCGGCGGCGUCAGUGGCAGUGGCGGCGGUGGCAGCUUCGCGUCCUCGGGUCGCCUGUUCCCCGGGGCGCCCCCGACGGCAGUGGCCAGCAGCAUGAUGAAGAAGGAUGCGCUGACGCUAAGCCUGAGCGAGCAGGUGGCAGCGGCGCUCAAGCCCGCGGCCGCGCCGCCCCCGGCCCCCCUGCGCACCGACGGCGCCCCUGGUGCGGCGCCCCCCGACGGCCUGCUCGCCUCGCCGGACCUGGGGCUGCUCAAGCUCGCCUCGCCAGAACUCGAACGCCUCAUCAUCCAGUCCAACGGGCUGGUCACCACCACGCCUACGAGCACGCAAUUCCUCUACCCCAAGGUGGCGGCCAGCGAGGAGCAGGAAUUCGCCGAGGGCUUCGUCAAGGCCCUGGAGGACUUACACAAGCAGAACCAGCUGGGUGCGGGCGCAGCCUCCGCUGCCGCAGCGGCCGGGGGACCCACGGGCACGGCCCCGAGCGCCGCGCCUCCUGGCGAGCUGGCCACGGCGGCGGCCACGCCCGAGGCGCCGGUCUAUGCGAACCUGAGCAGCUACGCGGGUAGUACCGGGAGCGCGGGGGGCGCUGCGACGGUCGCCUUCGCCGCGGAACCCGUGCCCUUCCCGCCGCCGCCCCCGGGCGCGCUGGGGCCGCCGCGCCUCGCCGCGCUCAAGGAUGAGCCUCAGACCGUGCCCGACGUGCCGAGCUUCGGCGAGAGCCCGCCGCUGUCGCCCAUCGACAUGGACACUCAAGAGCGCAUCAAGGCGGAGCGCAAGCGGCUACGCAACCGCAUCGCUGCCUCCAAGUGUCGGAAGCGCAAGCUGGAGCGCAUCUCGCGCCUCGAGGAGAAAGUGAAGACGCUCAAGAGCCAGAACACGGAGCUGGCGUCCACCGCGAGCCUGCUGCGCGAGCAGGUGGCGCAGCUCAAGCAGAAGGUCCUCAGCCACGUCAACAGCGGCUGCCAGCUGCUGCCCCAGCACCAGGUGUCCGCGUACUGAGCCCGCGCGCGGGGCGCAUGCGCGGCCCCCCUCCCCGAGAGGCGGGCUCGCGUGGGGGGGGGCGUGGGUGCCCCGGACUUGGAGAGGGCGUGGCCCCGGGGACGCCCCCGGAUGGUGCCAGGACUUGGAGAGGGCGCCGCACAGUCGACAAGCUGGAACCCCUGCUGCCGGGGGGCCAGCGCAUGACCCCCCCCCGCCCCUCCCUCACGCUGCCUCUACCCUCUGCGCGUGGCCAUCCCGAGUUGCACAAACCCGCGCGCCCGGCUGCCCCUUUGUACGCACCGCCGCUGAAGAGGGUUCCGAGGGGGCGCAGCCUGAAGCCCUGCGUUGCCUUUUCUUUUACUUUUUUUGCAUUUGGAAGAGAGAACAGUGUUCGGUUCUGCCCUAUUUAUGUUUCUACUCGGGAACAAACGUUGGUUGUGUGCGUGUGUUUUUUUGUGUUGGUUUUUUUUUU
Messenger RNA from Myotis daubentonii (Daubenton's bat), 1657 nucleotides. RefSeq names its product JunD proto-oncogene, AP-1 transcription factor subunit (gene JUND). The record is from RefSeq and is a predicted model, not a curated record. Gene Ontology annotation, molecular function: transcription factor binding; RNA polymerase II cis-regulatory region sequence-specific DNA binding; DNA-binding transcription factor activity, RNA polymerase II-specific. Gene Ontology annotation, cellular component: transcription regulator complex. Gene Ontology annotation, biological process: regulation of transcription by RNA polymerase II; regulation of cell cycle; regulation of cell population proliferation. Lineage: Eukaryota; Metazoa; Chordata; Mammalia; Chiroptera; Vespertilionidae.